Messenger RNA from Anoplopoma fimbria (sablefish), 2274 nucleotides. It is a transcript of the gene arhgef39, whose product is annotated as Rho guanine nucleotide exchange factor (GEF) 39. The record is from RefSeq and is a predicted model, not a curated record. The coding region runs from base 135 to 1394 and encodes 419 amino acids. Gene Ontology annotation, biological process: positive regulation of cell migration. NCBI's taxonomy places the organism in Eukaryota, Metazoa, Chordata, Actinopteri, Perciformes, Anoplopomatidae. Gene Ontology annotation, molecular function: guanyl-nucleotide exchange factor activity. Gene Ontology annotation, cellular component: plasma membrane. The transcript has 12 exons.
GGUGCGCACGUCAACAUCCCAACCCGGAAGUAGGAAGCUCCAACCGAAAAGAGCGCCUAGAAUCAAAAGUGGAAACGUUCCGCUGAAGGUCUUUUUGCUUGUGUCUCUGCAGAGUCCUCCUGCCCACUGUGACCAUGAGUUUCUCCCCUGGUCCGUCCGGUCCACCCGGGGGCACCAGUAUCCAGGAGCAGAGGGACCGCUGGGAGAGGAAACGCAGCCGAACAGCCAGAGAGUUGGUGCAGACAGAACAACGCUACUGCCAGCAGCUGGAGCUGGUCACCACUUACUUUGUGGAGAUCCUAAAGGCCAAAGGAACCCUGAAGCAGGACAUUAGAGAAGGCAUCUUCAGUUCAAUUAAAGCCAUUCUCUCAGUAAACCGAUCUCUGCUGGUCCAUUUGGAAAACGGCUACUUUGGCCGAGGCUUCGAGCAGAUGUGUCCACAUCUGCACCACUACAACAUCUAUGUGGACAACAUCUACGAUGCCAGCAGAGUGCUCGGGAUCCAGCUGAAGAAAAACAAGGCCUUCAGACGCUUUAAGAAACUACAGGAGGCCCGACCAGAGUUCAACAACCAUAAUCUUGAGGAUUUGCUUCAACUUCCCGUUCAGCGGAUCGAUCAGUAUAAACAUUUCCUCCAGGACCUGGCUGCCAACACGAGUCCAGACAACCCAGAGUUUCAGCAGCUUUCAAGGGCAGUGACCGCGGUGGACGAGGUGUCCCAGCGUAUCCAGAACAAUGCCCGGCGCCAUGACAACCACCUGCAGCUAUGCCGGGUACAGAAACUGCUGAAGGGGCGAAAGACGAAGGUGUCUGCUGCAGGGAGGUGGUACAUCCGCGAGGGCUGGCUGAAGGUGGUUCCUGCUAAAGGGGCCGACGCGACGCCCAAGAUGUUCUUCCUGUUCUCUGACAUGCUGCUGCAGGCCAAGCGCUGCAGCCCGCUACAAUUCACCAACAAAGACAAGUUCAUCGGCCAGCACGCCUUCCCCCUGCAGGACUGCACUGUGGAGAAGGUGUUUGGCCACACCAGGAGCCAGGGAGGCCUGCUCAGCUUAACCUUCCCCAAAGCCAAACUCCUGCUGAUGUCCUGCAACCAGGAGGAUCUCAAUGACUGGUACCAAAGCCUGAGCUCAGCUAUCAGGAAGCUGCAGUGUAAGCAGACCGUAGUCCAUCAGAGAGACGACGAGUUGUGCCGCAGACCGCUCCGAUCAGCCGCCGACAGCCACAACACGCCGAGCAGCAGCAGGAAGAGAAACAUGGUGAGCUCUGAUCCUACUGAGCAUGCUCAGAAGCCUCCAGUUGAGUGCGAGGGCAGUGCGCCCAAGAGGAUGAAGCAGUGCGACGCUCCACAGCAGAGCAGUGCAGAGGAGUCCUCUUCCAGCUGUGUGAUCCUCUGAUGGACUUCGGUCUGAGAUGACGGUGGAUCCUUCACGGUCUGUCUGAGAGUUUCACUUCAGACCGACGUGUGUUCCACUCAGUUUGUCGACUGUGCUGUUAGCAUUUACUUUUACUGUGCAAGUCAGGAGGUUGUGAUUAUUACUAACAGCAGCCUCUGCUCACCCUGUGCAUGGAACUCUCUUAAUCUGCUGCUUUAAAGACCAAAUAUGUGAUGAAUGUUUAACUGUGUACUAUAUGUUGCUGCUGCUUGUCUCCACUUACGAUGUUGUAACACCAAUACUGCAGUAGGCAGUGUUUUCAUGAGUCCCCUUCUGGAAAUCAUUUUCCCGGUCAGUACCUGAAUGCACCACUCUGCCAGGCUUUUCAGGCAGUCUUCAUUUUACACUGCAUUUACAGGCAGACUUUAGAAAGGAAAUAAGUUUUGGAUUAACGCUAAAAUAAACUAUACAUAAAGUGCAUGAUGGGAAACGACACAGUAGUCAGCUAAUUCCAGGUGGACCACAGGGCUUGUACUUUGUCCCACUUUGGAUGUAAAAAUGAGGGCAGUGUGAAACCUUAGCCAGCAUCAUUUAAAAACUUUUCACUUCCACAUAAACGGAGCAUUCCCACCUCUGAUUUUGUCCAGCAGCUGUUCUCACUGACAGAGGAGGAAACAGACGUGAUGUUUCCUUCACUGUAUUUACAAGAUAUCAAAGAGACCAUGUUACAUUCAUGACAUAUGGUAUUUACCAUAAUCACCAGGUUCAGUCUUAGAGAUGGGUUAUUAUCUCUGAAACUACAAAAAGGCUAAUAUUAAAGCAAUCAUGUAACCAUUAUGAAAUAAAUCAUAUGAAUAAAUUGAGUAAAAUAUAGAACAGAUAUGUACCAAAUAUAUUUUAA